This is a messenger RNA of Parasteatoda tepidariorum (common house spider), 6444 nucleotides long. The record is from RefSeq and is a predicted model, not a curated record. Lineage: Eukaryota; Metazoa; Arthropoda; Arachnida; Araneae; Theridiidae.
AUUGGGAAACAUUCUACGGAUCUUUUCUGCUUACCUGUGAAGAAAACAGAAAUCGCCAGCCACCUACCUGCUUACCUGUGACCAGAUGGCGCUCUGCCCACCCACCUCAACCUAAGUGGGAUGUGAAAAAAGGCCUUGGGCUCGGCCAACUAGUUUCAAAGUUCCAUGCAAAGCGAGAUACGCUUCAACGAUCAUCCCACAUUCGUCAGAGAGGCUGUCGGCCAUAAUGGAUGCUUUUUUCUUCCGUUCUACCUGCACAUUUAAGUAAACUUGCGGUGUUUCCACCAGCACUAGUUUUUGAUAAAAUGAUUAUUUAUUCGUGAAAAAAAAUUGCGAAAUCAUUCGAUGAGAGAUGCUGUUAUAAAGUCUGAAGAUUUAGUAUAUUCUGAAGUGAGAAAAUCAUUUGCGUGACUGAAAAUAAUUCCAAAAAUAUCGUCUGCGUGAUAGAGAUUAAUUAAAGGAUAAUAAUCGUUUGCAGAAUUUAAAGUAUUUUUGAUCGGAAUCGAAUAAGUGUUGCCAUUCCACACAAAGCAACAGGUAUCUAUAAGAAAUUCAAUUGGUUUUUUAAAAGUAUGAAUGGUGGUUUUAAGUGAAGUUUCCUUCUCUAACUCUAGCAGCAUGAAUAGAUACGAAAACAGCUGCCUACGCUGUGGACAAACCGUGUACCAAGUGGACAAAGUUGGUCCGCUGAAGGACUUCACCUUCUUCCAUCAAGGAUGCUUCAAAUGCCUCGUCUGUGGCACUAAACUUACGUUGAGGACCUACUACAACAAUCAGCAGGACCAAGAUGACAAGGAAGUGUAUUGUCAGAGCCACAUGCCAAAAACUGGCCCAGGACAUCUGGAUGGUUCGUCUGUUGGUAUUAAAGCUGCCUUAAGUGUACCAAAAACAAACCAUCUUGUCAACGACCAAAUUCGUGGUUUUGGGAAAGGUACAUUUGAUGCGGAUGCCUUGGGCAUUAAGAGUGCUUUAUCUUCACCGCGAACACAUGAGCCGGAUAUCAGAAAUCAACAUAGUAUGGCCGGACGAUUCGAUGCUAGUGCACUUCAUAUAACUCAUGCAUUAAAUGCCACCAAAGUGCAACGGGGAUAUCAAUAUGAAAGAAGAAUAGAACAAAGAAACACAGACAAAGUUAGAAAUGAGGCACCGUGCGGAAGAGGACGCCCUCUAUCGUCAAUUUGCAAAGAAAAGACAAGAGGAGGAAGUUCAUAUCACAGAACAAAUACAGGAAGAAUGGGAGAAAGAAUUGGAGAAACUGACAUCUCGCUUUAAUUAUGAAAUCAAAAUGAAGAAGAGGAGAAUCUCAACAGACGAGGAAAAAGCCCUCACAUUCAAGCACCAAAGGGAAAAAGAAGAUCUGGAGAAAAACAUGACCAUCAAACUGGACAGAAAGAAAGAAUCCCUAACUCGAAAACUUUUAGAACAAGAAAGGGCCGCCACGGCUGAUUUAGUAGAAAAACAUUCCAAAGAAAUGUUGCAUCUCAUCAAUGAAAAGAGGACGGAAUUCGUUCGAAGUCAAAAUCUUAACGAUAGAGAAGGAUACAUGAGUGAAGACCUGACCCCCUACCCGACACACCCUCCACCACCAGGUCCACCCCUCAUUUCCAAACAUGAAAUAUACAGCGAUCCCAGUGUUUUUCUGGAGCUCGACCAAAUAGCCAUCAAUGUAGCUCAAAGUGAUCAACAGACGUUUACUGAUUUAGUGAGACAGCUUAUUGGAAGUUGCAUCACAGACGUUGAAAAAGCGAGAGCAAUCUUUCGUUGGAUAACAGUGAAGAACCUAAACACCAUGACGUUCGACGACAACGUGAAUGCUGACACACCCAUGGGUAUUCUUCGUGGAAUCAAGCAUGGAACAGAGAGCUAUCACGUCUUGUUCAAGAGAUUGUGCAGUUAUGCUGGUCUCCAUUGCGUUGUCAUUAAAGGAUAUUCAAAAAGUGCUGGAUAUCAACCUGGUGUUAAAUUCGAGGAUAAUCGUUUCCGGAACUCCUGGAAUGCUGUUUAUGUGGCAGGUGCAUGGAGAUUCGUCCAAUGCAACUGGGGUGCCAGGCAUUUAGUCAAUGCAAAAGAGGUUCCAAAACCUGGCAGCAGAGGAAAAUCGGACAGUCUUCGAUACGAGUAUGAUGACCAUUACUUCCUAACGGAUCCUAAAGAAUUCAUCUAUGAAUUUUUCCCCCUCCAACAAGAAUGGCAAUUACUCAAAGUGCCUAUUACGCUGGCUGAAUUUGAAGAAUUACCAUUUGUCCGGUCUUUGUUUUUCAGAUACGGCUUAUACUUCCCAGAUGAAGAGACAAGAGCAGUUUUAAAUACAGACAGUACUGGAGCAGCAACUGUACGAAUCUCAAUGCCAUCCAGAAUGUCCUCUAGCUUAAUAUUCCACUACAACCUCAAAUUUUAUGACACCGACGUGGAUACAUACGAGGCAGUGAGCCUCAAGAGGUUUGUAAUGCAAUCUGUAGUGGGAAACAUAGUGGCAUUCAGAGUCCAUGCACCCUGUAGUGGAGCCCUCUUGCUUGACAUCUUUGCAAAUGCUGUCACUCCAAGAGAAUACCUCACUGGAGAACCAAUGAAAUUCAAAAGUGUCUGCAAGUUUAAGAUAGUGUGCGAUGAUCUUCAAACUGUUAUGGUACCACUUCCGGAUUGCGCAAGCGGUGAGUGGGGACCCAUGAAGGCUACCAGACUCUUUGGUUUGGUACCCAUUACUCAUGAAGAUGCCCUGAUAUUUGCACCGAAAGAGCUCGAAAUUCAGUUCAGGAUGUCCAGGCCUUUGACAGACUUCAUGGCUACUCUUCACAAAAAUGGCGUUGAGGAAAAACGGUUGUCCAAGAACGUUACACAGUCCGUGGAAGAUGAUUUGGUCACGUUCUAUUUGAAUUUCAAUGAUGACGGACAAUACGGUAUGGACAUUUAUACGAGAGAAAUGAAUAGUGACCUUGACAAUGGAGAUAAGCACCUUUUGACUCAUUGUUGUAAAUAUUUAAUUAAUGUUCAUUCCAAUAAACCAUCACAAUCAUUUCAUUGAGAGACUAUUGUGUUCCAAGACUUAUAGUUAUAUACGAGAAUAAAUAUUAUAAAGUGAUCAUUGCUGAAAUGUAAUUAUGUACUUGCUUAAUGCACUUACAGCUGGAAACUAAGCAUAAUUUAUGUGUUACAGAUGCUUUAAUCAUAAUCAUCUCAUUUGCUUGCAAUUAUCAAUUCGACAGUUCUGCGAGAAUGUAGAGUAACUUGCAUCACUACAGUAAUAGCUUACUGAAAGUCUGAAUUUAGUUGUGCUAGUGUUUCGAAAAUUUUUAUUUUGUUUAGUAAUGACUUGAAAAGUGACUAUUGUAAAUUCUCCUACUACUUUAUGAACUUCGAACAAUCGAAGAGAAGUUGUUAAUUAUUGCAAUAAAAUUAAAGCACGAAUGGACGAAGAUUCGAAAACAGGGAAGCAAUUUGAAAAUUGUCACUAAUAAACAAAAUUAUUAAAAAAAAAUGUUUUGUACAAUUAGGUGAUAUGCCUUAUAGUUUUUAUAUCAUUUUUUCUAACAAAAAAAAUAUUUUUUAAUAAAGCUAUAACAAAGAAUGACUGUAUAUACUCAAAUUUAAACUGAAAUAAUUGAUAUUUUUUUAUAAAAAGAUUAUAUGUUUAACAGUUUUUAUUAGUACAAGUUUAAAUGAAGUGUAAGUAGAUGUCUCAUAAAUUAUUAAACUUUACCAUGGCUUGUAUAACGUAUGGAAACACAUCCAGUUUUGCUGGUUACAGUUUAAAGAACUAGCUUAACUAUGACUAAAUUAUAUUCACCAUAGUUAGUUACAGAAAAAUUAGAGUUUAUUAUACGAGCAUAUAUAGUAACUUUAGAAAAAUUAUAACUGUGAUAAAACUCCAUAUAAUAUGUAGGUUGAAUAUAUGUAAGCAUUGCUGAUGCUAAUAUUGAAUUUUAAUUGUCCUUCCUCAAAUUUAUUAAGAUAAAAUUGUAAUCACUCGUGCAAACUACGUCAAUUUUGAUUAUUAACAUAGUUUAAAACAGUUUUAGAAGGUAUAAAAAAUCAAACAUACUUUUUUAUGAAAUAUUUAGGUCAAUUAUAAUUAGGGUCCUAAUAUACCAAAGUGAUAGGAACCAACUGAAGUAGCCUCCUAACAUUGCUAGCCUGAAAAAGCAGUGACAAAUUUACAUAUUUUUUGAAAAACAGAGUUACAAUAGGUAAAUAAGCCAUGAAAUCAUCUGAAAUCUGGCUAGGAGAAUCAAAGGUGUAAAAGUGCACUAAAUCUUUUCAUGUUAUGCUUUGCUUGAAAAUUUAAUUUAUUUUAAUAUGUCUUAACUAUACAAUGAUAUACUAUUUAAUCAUAUAAUGAUUUUCACAAUUUUUUAAAAAAAAAACCUUUAAUUAUUUUCAAAUUAUUUUAAUUAAAGUAACCAAAAUUUAUUUCAUAAUUAGCACUGGAAAAGGAGAGCUGAAAGACUGAGUUUCUCAUAAUAAAUUAAUUAUGCAAUGAAAUAAAAAAAAACAGUAAUAUUUUUCAUAAAACAAUCUCUUGAUUAUUCUCCUAUUAGAAUAAAUGCACUAACAUUUCUUGUAAUAUAUAUAAAUAUAUACACACACACACAGUUAAACCUCGAUAUCUCGAACUUGAAGGGAGAGGAGAAAAAAUUCGAGAUAUCGAAAAUUCGAAUGAUCGAAAAUCGCAUGUUAUCGAUGUUAGAAUAAAGAAAAAUGCUCUUUACAUACCUUAUUUACUAUUCCAUAUUCAUCCUAAAAACAAUUUUUACACUUAGAACAAGAUUCAAUUCAAGAGAACUUUACAAGAUUCAAUUGUUUGCUUUAGAGAUGUGUAAGAAAGUUUGUCUAUAAAACUUUCUAAGUGGACUAUAGCUUUAAAUGUCUCCUCCGAUAUAUUCGGCUGUCUCUCAAUAAAUCUCCUUACAGUGUCUACUGCAGUGCUUGUUUGAGAAUUGGUUAUGAUUAUGAGAAUUAGUUUUCUAUUCUUAAAAAUUUUUUUGGAAUAUUUUAUUAUUUUCAGAAAAAAAUCUACACUAUUUAUGGAAAAAAAUUCAAGUUAUCGAGGGAUUAGAAAAAAAAUUCGAGACAUCAAGGUUUUUUUAACAUACACGUUUGUAUAGGAAAUUUGAAGGGAAUUUUUUCUUCUUCGAGAUAUUAAAAAAUUCGUGAAAUUGAGGUUCGAGUGCAUAUAUAUAUAUAUAUAAUACUAUUUAAGCUGGCUGGAAAAAAUAUAUAUAACUUUAAAAAAGCAAAAAGUUGUUUGUCUAUAAAUUAUAAAUUAACGUAAGAUGUUUAAAAUGCAGUAACUGCAUUUUGUGAUCUGAGAUGUUUAAAGUGCAUUAAUGCAUUGUGUUCUUCUAAAUUUUAAGCUAGUAGCUUUUUGUUCUUGUAACAAACAUAAAUAGUAUCACUUGUGUUAUUCUACAAGUACAAUAGAUACAGCAAGGAAAAUUUUGUCUAACACUUGAAUGUCUUGAAAAAUUUUACAGAACUCCUAGAGUGUGGUGGUUUUAAGAUUAUGCUAUUACACAGGAUUAACUUUUUCUCACAAAUUCUUUUUCACCUCCAUCACUAAUUUAAAACUUAAUGUAUAGAAAAAGUGAGUUCAGGCAAACCUAAAGUAAGUCAUGAAAUUUGAAUUUCUGAAAAAUGUUAAAUUAUCAAAAUGCAAACAAAUAAUUAAAAGAGAACUUCACCACAGAGUAAUCGUAAGUUAUCCUCUCAAAAUUUGUUGACAUUUCAAUGUUUCGAAAAAUUCUUUUCAGUAUUUAAAACCCUUUAAUACCAUACUUAUUUAGAAUUUACCUUGAUAAAUGUUUAAAAUUUUAAAGUUACAAAAAAAAUUUUAGUUUGCACUGAAAAAUAAAAGUACAUUUAUGCAAAUUUUAUUCGCGCCUUUUUUUCUCUUUUUUUUUGAAGCAUUGGAAGAAAAGACAAAAAAAAAAAGUUAUUUAAGUUGACUGUACAGUUAUUAGAUUAUUUUUCAAAUCUAUAAUUUAAAUGCCUUUUUAUGCUGGUAGUAAAUGACUUUUCAUUCAAAAAUAUGUAAAUUAAUGAUAAAAAUUCUAAUAUAAAAUAACUAGAAUUUAUGUAAUUCAUGAAGGAAUUUUUAAAUACUAAAUUUAAAAAAAAAUAACCAUAACAUUUCCUAUUAAGUUUAAUUCAAUUGUAACCUCAUGCUCAAUGAAAGAAAUAAUACGGAAAUUAUUAUAUUGAAUGUUAUUUUUCAUGUAUUUCAGAAAUGGGGGAAGAAAUAAAUCUUUUUUUUUUUGUGUAUUAAAAGUACCAUUCCAUAUUUAUGUGAUAAAAAUUGUGCUUAAAGUGCAAUUCUUAUGCUGCUUUUUAUUAUACAUGUUGUUGCAAAAAAAUAUCUAUAUGUUCAAAAUUGUGGUGAGGGGACCACUUUAUUGUAUACCUUCUCACUUGUAUAAACAUUUUAAUAAACAUUUAAAUUUUAUGAAA